Ilex paraguariensis (yerba mate) is the source of this 1778-nucleotide messenger RNA. The record is from the annotation of a GenBank genome assembly. NCBI's taxonomy places the organism in Eukaryota, Viridiplantae, Streptophyta, Magnoliopsida, Aquifoliales, Aquifoliaceae.
UCGUGCUCAUACUUCUAGACCGACACCGUCUCUCUCUCUCUCUCUCUCUCUCCAGCAUCGAAGAUCAGUGCUGGUUAGCAUAGUGUCGGAAUAGAUUCAAAAUGGCUAGAGGGUUGAAGAAGCAUUUGAAGAGGCUUAAUGCCCCUAAGCAUUGGAUGCUGGACAAACUUGGAGGAGCAUUUGCUCCCAAGCCAUCAUCUGGACCUCACAAAUCUAGGGAGUGUUUGCCAUUGAUUCUCAUCUUGAGAAACAGGUUGAAAUAUGCUCUCACUUACCGUGAGGUCAUUGCCAUUUUGAUGCAACGGCAUGUUCUAGUUGAUGGAAAGGUCAGGACUGAUAAAACAUACCCUUCAGGAUUCAUGGAUGUUGUCUCCAUUCCCAAAACAAAUGAGAACUUCCGUCUCCUUUAUGAUACCAAAGGUCGGUUCCGUCUCCACUCAAUAAGGGAUGAAGAGGCUAAGUUUAAGCUCUGCAAAGUUCGAUCUGUGCGGUUUGGGCAGAAAGGUAUCCCAUACCUAAACACUUAUGAUGGGCGGACCAUCCGCUACCCUGACCCACUUAUCAAGGCCAAUGACACCAUCAAGCUUGACCUCGAGAGCAACAGGAUCACCGACUUCAUCAAAUUCGAUGUGGGGAACGUGGUCAUGGUGACCGGAGGGAGGAACAGGGGACGUGUUGGAGUCAUAAAGAACAGGGAGAAGCACAAGGGUACCUUUGAGACUAUCCACGUCCAGGAUGCUACUGGGCAUGAAUUUGCAACUCGUUUGGGCAAUGUGUACACCAUUGGCAAGGGAACAAAACCAUGGGUAUCACUUCCUAAGGGCAAGGGUAUCAAGCUGUCUAUUAUUGAAGAGGCUAAGAAGAGGCUUGCAGCUCAAGCAGGAGCUACUGCCUAAAAUCUGGUAAUAACAUCAUGCGAUGUUAAGGAGUUGGAGUAGGCACUUUAUGAUUUUGUAACUGUUGUGCUCAAAAUUCUGGAUUCUGUUGUGGUUUUAUCAGAUGCUGACUUCCCCCCUUCUCUCUUUCUCUCUUCUUUUCUCUGGUUAUGUUGAGCUGAAAUACUUUGCUUGGUUCACUUCUUUUUUUGUUCUAGCAAUAAUGGUGUUUUUUCAGCACUGCUAGUGUGUUCUUUCUGAAUGUAUGGUGGUAGUUGCAGCAUCUGCAACCCAUAUAUUAACCUUCGAAUGUUUGGCCAUCGAAGGUGUAGGCUAUGUGGAAAGAGCACCCAGUGGGCAAAUUUGAACCAGUCAUUCAACAUUGUAGUUUCACAAGGGGAAUGCCUCCAAGCAUGUGGUCGUUGCUUCCAGAUAAGCAAAUUCAACCACCAUAAGGGUUUGCUAUCCGGUCUUGACUGAGUCAUAAAUCUGAGAAUAUGAGUGUGCUAUCAGAGGCACAUACUGAACAAUCAGCUCUACAAGAAUGCACAACCCUUGUGAUCAGCUGGGACUUAGACAAGGUUUUUUUUUUUUGUUUCAGAGAACAAACUGUUCGUCAUCUUUAGUUUCUAAGCCUGGCGAUGAUACGCUCAUAGAAGACCUCAUUUGAGAGAGGUCGGAGUAGUUGAAAACUUACGAUGAGAUAACUGUGCCACCAGUUUAAACAUCAUUUCAACAGAUCCGAAGUCACCGUCUCCUCUGCUAUGGCCAUGCAAACUUGUUGAUUGGCAUGACUCAUGAAGUUGAGCUAAAUUAGUUUUAUUUGUUGCUAUUAUUUUGGAUUAUGACUAUUUCUUCAUGCUAUUUUUUAGGCACUUGGCAGAUUUUUUAUUUAUCUUGUAG